Camarhynchus parvulus is the source of this 1637-nucleotide messenger RNA. RefSeq names its product RAD9 checkpoint clamp component B (gene RAD9B). Gene Ontology annotation, biological process: cellular response to ionizing radiation; mitotic intra-S DNA damage checkpoint signaling; DNA repair. NCBI's taxonomy places the organism in Eukaryota, Metazoa, Chordata, Aves, Passeriformes, Thraupidae. The record is from RefSeq and is a predicted model, not a curated record. The transcript is spliced from 11 exons. The coding region runs from base 1 to 1251 and encodes 416 amino acids. Gene Ontology annotation, cellular component: checkpoint clamp complex.
AUGAAGUGCGUGAUCGGGGGGCCGCAGCUCCGAGUGUUUGGAAGAGCAAUACAUGCCAUAGCACGGAUUAGUGAUGAAUUUUGGUUUGACCCCAUAGAAAAAGGUCUUGCCUUAAGAUCAGUGAACUCCUCGAGGUCAGCAUAUGCAUGUGUGUUCUUCUCCUCCAUGUUUUUCCAGCAUUACUGCUGGACAGCUGGGACCCAGCCCUGUCAGAAGGAGAAGCAGCUAUCCCUCCCCUGUAAAUUGAUAAUUAAGUCAGUCCUCCCUGUGUUUAGAUGUGUAAAUGUGCUGGAAAGGAAUGUAGAGAAAUGCAGCAUCUGCAGCAGCCCCAGUGAGCAGCACAUCACCUUCCAGCUGCUCUGCAGGCACGGUGUUGUGAAAACCUAUAACCUGACAUUUCAGGAGUGUGAUCCCUUGCAGGCUGUUUUUGCAAAGCACAUGUGUCCAAACAUUCUUAAAGUCCACUCCAGGCUGCUGGCUGAUGUGAUGAUCCACUUCCCAAGCAGUCAGGAAGAAAUAACCUUGUCAGUAACUCCAGUGAAAGUUUGUUUCAAGAGUUACACCGAGGAAGACACAGACUUUUCAAGGACAAUGCUUACUGAGAUACAGCUCAGUCCAGAGGAAUUUGACUACUUUCAAGUUGGAGUAGAUUCUGCAGUGACAUUUUGCCUUAAAGAACUGAGGGGGCUGCUGGCGUUUUCCGAAGCCACGAGCGUCCCUGUGUCCAUCCACUUCGACAGGUGUGGGAGACCCAUUGCUUUCAGCAUUGAGGACCUGCUGCUGGAGGCCAGCUUUAUCCUGGCUACCUUGUGUGAGGCUGAGAAGGAGGCAGCUUCCCCAGAGCCUGCCUGCUGCCCACAGCCCCGGGACAGCUCAAGGACUGGCAUGGAUAAAUCUGACCAGACCUCCAUGGAUGGAGCCAACAACGCAGUCACAGCCGCUUCCAAAAAGCCACAGCAGAAGGGAAACACUCCGAGCAUGGACCCUGCAAAACUCCCGAGUGCUCUGGCAAAACAAGAGGUAAAAAAUAUUCCCAGAGGCAGCGAGAGGGAUGAGCCAGGCAGAGCAGGAGCAGCCACAGCCCAGGCAGCAGGAGAGGCCACAGAGGCUCCUCAUGCCAAGUUCCACUCCUUAUUCUUUGGAGCUGUGUCUUACAAGGAGAAGGCCAUUGGUGACACCUUCCAGAGUCUGGUGACAGCCAGUGACACUGAGGAGGAGCUGGGUGCCUUGCAGAGCUCCCCAGUUCUGUAGUGCAGGGCUUGGGGUCCAAGGACAGACAGUGGGGAGCGCCCAGGAGGGAAGGGCAGGCCCAGCCUUUGUCACUGGUGCUGUGACCCAGCAGCACAGAACAUUCUGGAACUCUCAGUGCUCUUGUAACGGCACAAAUUUAGGUCACGAUUGACUCUGUUGAGGUUUGUGUGUUCUGCAGGAACUGCUGGGGGCUCUGCCCUCAGAACACUCUCACAGGAGAGAGGCUCAGUUUGAAUCCAAACUCUGUUACCACAUCAGGCACAUGAAGCUGCUGUUCUGGUUAAGGGAGAACUCAGAGUUUUACAGAUUCUUUAGAACCAGCCUUUAACUGAAAAACCAAAGUUGUCGCAGGACUGCAUUUUAAAAAAUAAAAGUUUGUGUUUGAG